Meloidogyne enterolobii is the source of this 369-nucleotide messenger RNA. The record is from the annotation of a GenBank genome assembly. NCBI's taxonomy places the organism in Eukaryota, Metazoa, Nematoda, Chromadorea, Rhabditida, Meloidogynidae.
AUGUUUAUUCCAGACGAGCAGAAAUUUUCACGUGGAGUGAGUAUUCCACCUCCAAACUAUCCAAAUAAAUUUAUUCCUCAAAAUGGUUAUUUAUGCGUACAUAUAAAUUGUAAAAAUACUGACAAUAAUCGACAGCAACAAAUUGUUUUUAAUAAUAAUCGCUCAAAUAAUAUUUUUAUUCUUAAACAUAAUGAAUCAAUCGAAAUUGAAAUACCUGAUUAUUGCAAUAAAUCAGAAAAUUUUAAAUUCGCCGUAACUCAUUAUGUUCCUAUUGGAAAUGGACAACAUUAUUGUUUUGCAAAUGGAGAGAAUGCAAAGCGAAAUAAUUUCAACAAAUGGGUUUACUUUUUUCGUUAUCAAUUUAGGUAG